Messenger RNA from Monascus purpureus, 1245 nucleotides. NCBI's taxonomy places the organism in Eukaryota, Fungi, Ascomycota, Eurotiomycetes, Eurotiales, Aspergillaceae. The record is from the annotation of a GenBank genome assembly.
AUGGCAACCGAGGCCCAAAAGAUCAAGGUCAAGAACCCAGUCGUUGAACUGGAUGGAGAUGAGAUGACUAGGAUUAUCUGGCAGGAGAUCAGAGAGAAACUUAUCCUUCCGUACCUCGACAUUGACCUCAAGUACUACGACUUGGGCAUUGAAUACCGUGACCAGACCGACGACAAGGUCACCGUUGAUGCCGCUGAGGCCAUCAAGAAGUAUGGUGUCGGUGUCAAGUGUGCCACCAUCACUCCCGAUGAGGCCCGUGUUAAGGAGUUCAACCUGAAGAAGAUGUGGCUGUCUCCCAAUGGUACCAUCCGAAACAUCCUCGGUGGAACGGUCUUCCGUGAACCCAUUGUCAUCCCUUGCAUUCCUCGCCUUGUGCCUGGAUGGACCAAGCCCAUUAUCAUUGGUCGUCACGCCUUCGGUGACCAGUACCGUGCUACAGACCGUGUGAUCCCUGGACCGGGAACCCUCGAGCUCGUCUACACCCCCACUGGCGGCAAGCCCGAGUCCAUCAAGGUCUUCGACUUCCCCGGUGGUGGUGUCGCGCAGACCCAGUACAACACCGAUGAAUCCAUCACUGGCUUCGCUCACGCCUCUUUCAAGGUGGCUCUCUCCAAGGGCCUCCCUCUGUACAUGAGCACCAAGAACACCAUCCUGAAGAAGUAUGAUGGCCGCUUCAAGGACAUCUUCCAGGAGAUCUACGAGAAGGAGUACAAGAAGGACUUUGAGGCCAAGGGCAUCUGGUACGAGCACCGUCUCAUCGAUGACAUGGUCGCCCAGAUGAUCAAGAGCAGUGGUGGAUUCGUGAUGGCUCUGAAGAACUACGACGGUGAUGUUCAGUCCGACAUUGUCGCCCAGGGCUUCGGCUCCCUCGGUCUCAUGACCUCCACUCUCACCACCCCCGAUGGCACUGCUUUCGAGUCUGAGGCCGCCCACGGCACCGUCACUCGCCACUACCGUGAGCACCAGAAGGGCAAUGAAACCUCCACCAACCCCAUUGCCUCCAUCUUCGCCUGGACCCGCGGUCUCAUUCAGCGUGGCCAGCUAGACAACACCCCUGAUGUUGUCUCCUUCGCCGAGCAGCUCGAGCGCGCCUGCAUUGAUGUCGUCAACGAGGAAGGCAUUAUGACCAAGGACCUUGCCCUCUCCUGUGGCCGCAAGGAGCGCGAGGCCUGGGUCACCACCCGCGAAUACAUGGCUGCCGUCGAGAGGAGGUUGAAGGCUAGCUUGAACAAGGCUAAGAUCUAA